This is a messenger RNA of Sphenostylis stenocarpa, 903 nucleotides long. The record is from the annotation of a GenBank genome assembly. NCBI's taxonomy places the organism in Eukaryota, Viridiplantae, Streptophyta, Magnoliopsida, Fabales, Fabaceae.
AUGGCCUCCAUGGAAGACAUGAACAUGAGUGGGGAAAUUGCACUUCCAGGGUUCCGAUUCCACCCUACAGAGGAAGAGCUUCUCGAUUUCUACCUUAAAAACAUGGUUGUCGGAAAGAAACUCCGUUACGACGUUAUUGGUUUCCUCAACAUCUAUCACCAUGAUCCUUGGGACUUGCCUGGUUUGGCUAAGGUUGGGGAAAGAGAAUGGUACUUCUUCGUGCCGAGGGACAAAAAACAUGGGAGCGGGGGAAGACCAAACCGGACCACUGAAAAAGGAUUUUGGAAAGCCACCGGUUCAGACCGGAAAAUAGUGACUUUGUCUGAUCCGAAGCGCAUAAUCGGGUUAAGGAAGACCCUCGUUUUCUAUCUGGGAAGAGCCCCCAGUGGACGCAAGACCGAUUGGGUCAUGAACGAGUACCGUUUACCUGACAAUUGCAAAUUACCCAAGGAAAUAGUGUUGUGCAAGAUAUAUCGAAAGGCAACUUCGUUGAAAGUUCUGGAGCAAAGGGCAGCAGAAGAGGAAGAGAGAGAGAUGAAGCAAAUGGUUGGUUCCCCUGCGUCUACACCUUCCUCCACGGACACCAUGUCCUUUAGCAGCCCACAGGAAGAGCAAAACGUGCCCUUGUUGGAACAUGUUCUUAAGAAAGAGUCUGAAUCUGAAGAAGUGGCAUUUGUGUCUAACAUGACAGUGCCUAAACAAGAAAUAGCAAGCACUCAAUUGGGUUUGAAAGACAACAAAGGCACUUGUGGCACGUCACUGCAAAUGCCCUUUGGGAAGGACAAACUUCCUGAUUUGCAGCUUCCCAUGCUCACAGAUUGGACCCAAGAUACCUUUUGGGCUCAGUUGAAUAGUCCAUGGCUCCAAAACUUUACUCCUUCCAACAUCUUAAACUUCUACUGA